GCAGCAGGCCGGUCACCCGAGCGAGACAGCCGGUAGACACCGGAACGCGCUUCUGUCCGCAUUUGGCGUCUUUUACGUUUUGUGCGAGCUCGACGGUAAGCUAACAGUUUGGGUGCUAGCUUGUGUGCGGGCCAUUACCAUGGUGACGCUGCGCGGGAGAGGCGCACGCGACGCGCAUCAGAGCAGCGGACAGCAGCGGCAGAGGAGGCCGACAAGGAGCUCCGAGCCCCCGCCGCGGACUCCACCAGGGACCCGGAGCAGGAGCACAGUGACCCGGCCGGAGGAAUCUGGACUCUCCAGAGGAUUUAAUGCCAAAGAUGAAGAACAGAAUCACGUCCAUUCAGAGACGCCAGCGAGAGCCAUCAUCAGGAAAUCUCCAAGGCUUCAAAACUCUGCAUGUAAGAACAGUCACAUUAUCAGUGGCAGGAGGAGUGGGCUGAGGAGAAGCACCAGGCCGACCAAGCCCACCAGCAGAUAUCAGGCCUCCAACGUGUUCGACGGCGUCAGCGCCAACACGGCCAGGUCGGCCCUGAAGAAGAUGGACAACAUGAAGAAGAGGAGGCGGCUUCGUAGCAGCAAAGAAGAAAACAUGCACUCUAAAGCACUGAGGAGGAGAUCUACUGUGCCGCCACAGAGAGAGCUGAGUGACAGUGAGGCUGACAGCGGUGGAGUCAAUGGCGAGGACAGCAGCCAGGAAGUGACCGCAGAUGAUGACAGCAACCGCAGCGCGAACCAGAACGCUGUCGGCAAACUGAGCCGAGCUCCGUCGCUGUACCAGGGACGCAGCCGCGAGUUCCCGAGAGGAACCUUCAGGAUCAGUGCCUCAGGACCAAACACGACCCACAGAGGAACCUUCAGACCAGCUAAGAGUGCCUGGUCCAAUCAGUCUGAUGAAGACGACUCUGAUGAUGAUGAAGUGCAAAACAAUGUAAACAUUUUUGAAAGGUGUCGUCCGUUCGGCCUGCGUACAGACGAUCUUCUGGGGACUCGCAGAGACAAGAUGAACGCAGGAGCAGGUCUGGCAGACAUUGAUCCCAUGGCCAUCGAUCAGUCGGUGAGGUUUGAUAGCAUUGGAGGACUUUCGGGUCACAUCUCAGCUCUGAAGGAGAUGGUUGUCUUCCCACUUCUCUACCCCGAGGUCUUUGACAACUUCAAGAUCCAGCCUCCCAGAGGUUGUCUGUUUUAUGGACCCCCUGGGACGGGGAAAACGCUGGUUGCCCGAGCGCUGGCCAAUGAGUGUAGCCAUGGCAACAGGAAGGUCGCCUUCUUCAUGAGGAAGGGAGCUGACUGCCUCAGCAAGUGGGUGGGCGAGUCGGAGCGCCAGCUGAGGCUGCUGUUCGAGCAGGCAUAUCAGAGGCGUCCCGCCAUCAUCUUCUUUGAUGAGAUUGACGGUCUGGCUCCGGUCCGAUCCAGUAGGCAGGACCAGAUACACAGCUCUAUCGUGUCGACGCUCCUGGCUCUGAUGGACGGGCUCGACAGUCGAGGUGAGGUUGUGGUGAUCGGAGCGACAAACCGACUGGACUCCAUCGACCCGGCGCUGCGACGGCCCGGACGCUUCGACAGGGAGUUCCUCUUCGGGCUGCCUGACAGAGAGUCUCGUAAAGAGAUUUUGAAAAUCCACACCAGGCAGUGGAAACCUCCUCCGUCUGAAGACUUCCUGGAUGAACUGGCUGAGAAAUGUGUCGGUUACUGUGGUGCUGACAUCAGGGCGGUGUGCACUGAGGCGGCGCUGUGCGCUCUGCGCCGCCGCUACCCACAGAUUUACGGCACCUCCCAGAAGCUCCUGCUGGACGUCUCCUCCAUUGCAGUCAGCAGCUGCGACUUUGUGGCGGCCAUGAGGAAGAUGUCGCCGGCCUCCCACCGCCUCGCUGCCUCGCCUGCCAAACCCCUGUCACCUGUGGUUCACCCGCUGCUGGGCGCGGCCUUGCGCGACAUCUUGGGGGCUCUGCAGAGGCUGUUCCCCCAUGCUGAGCAGGGGAUGAAGAGGAAGAGGGAGCCAGACCUGACCUCUGGUGUCCUUGACGACGGCCUGAUGUGUGGAGGAGAUGAGGUCUCGAGCACAUCCAGCAUCUCUACACCCGCCAACUCCAAGAGCAGAAACUUCCUGCACUUUGCCAGGAGUGCAGUCAAACAUCCAACGUCCCACCGUCCCAGGAUGCUCCUGGCGGGUGGUCCUGGUGCUGGUCAGACCUCUCACCUGGCUCCUGCAGUCCUGCACGCUUUGGAGCGUUUCACCGUGCACAGCCUGGACUCUGCCGUGCUGUUCGGAGUCAGCGGCACCUCCCCGGAGGAAGCCUGCGCCCAGGUGUUCUGCGAGGCCAAGCGGACGUCUCCCAGCAUCCUCUACAUCCCCCACAUCCAGCAGUGGUGGGAGACUGCGGGGCCCUCGUUGAGGGCCUCCUUCUUCAGCCUGCUGGGAAGCAUCCCUUCCUUCUCCCCUAUCCUCCUCCUCGCCACCUGCAGCAUCCACCAUCAACAGCUGGAUUCAGAGAUUCUGGCUCUGUUUCGGGAGGAGUACGGAGAGGUUUACACCGUCAGUGUUCCCACCCGGCAGGAGAGAACCGACUUCUUCCAGGACCUCAUUCUGAACCAGGCAGCCGAGGCUCCACCCUCCAGUAAAAAAUCAUUGAGUCAGGCCAUGGAGAUUCUUCCCCUGGCUCCUCUGCCUCCGCCUUGCCAGCUGUCAGAGCAGGAGCGCCUCCAUCUGGAGGAGCAGGAGGAGGACGUGCUGCAGGAGCUCCACCUGUUCCUGCGUAAUGUCACCGAGCAUCUGGCUCUGGACCGCCGCUUCAAGGCCUUCACCAAACCAGUCGACAAAGCGGAGGUCCCGGACUACCUGAUGAUGGUCAGGAGGCCCAUGGACUUCUCCACGCUGCUGACCAACAUUGAUGAGCACAAGUACGUCACAGUCAGGGAGUUCAUGUCAGACGCAGACCUCAUCUGGCAGAACGCCCUCAAGUACAACCCGGGCGGUGACCCCACAGACCGUCACUUUCGUCACUGUGCGUUGGCUCUGAAGGACACCCUGCGCGCCAUCAGCGUCCAGCUUGACAAAGACUUUGAGAGAGACUCCGAUGAGAUCAGAGAGUCGCGCAUCAAGAGAGCUUCUUCCUGCAGGACUGGGGCCAACUCAGAGGAGGCCGACGGCGUCUGCAGCUCAGCAUUCACCAGAACCGGUCCCGGACCUCGACCUCGUAAGAAAAAACGUUACAAACGGCCGAGAAAAUCCAAAUGGAGCACCGGUGUCAUUAAGAAAACCAAGAAAAAGAGGCCGCCAUUCCCUCCUUCGUCUUCCUCGUCCUCCACGUCCAGCAGGGGCAACUCUGAAUCAGGUCCAGAGGAAAACGGCUCUGCUGAUCCAAGCUCAUCCAGCAUGUCAGAGAGCAGCGAUGGAGAGCAGAACCACCUAAAAGCCACCAUGAACGGGUGUCAUCACGGCUUUAAUGGUGUCGCAGAUAUCCAGAACGGAGUCCGUGUGAAUGGGUACCACCAUCCAGAGCCAGUUGAGAGCGUCCCCGCAGGGAGGCUGAAGGCCAGGGAUCGAACCUGGACCUCAAAGACUCCCCAGGACCUGAAGACGGUGGUGAACGGGGUUUGUUUGAGUAAAAUAGGAAAGAAUAACGGCGAUGAGACGAGAGCCGGGAAGGCGGCCUCGGAGCAGAUCCAGCUCUACAGCCGAGGCAGAUCUGUGGAGAUCCUCGACGAGGAAACGCCGCCGCUGGUCGUCCAUCGCAGCAAACUGAGGGAUCUCCUCAGCAGAGCAGUGGCUAAAACUGAUGGUGCUGAGGUGGAGUCGCUGGAGAAGCUCUACGCUCUGCUGGCUCAGUGCAUCUACAGACACAGAAACAGCUACAACAAGACGGAGCUCGUUCAGGAAAUGAAGAAAGAAAUCAACGGCUUCAUUUGACCUCCUGUACCAGGUCUAUUUGAAUAAAACCUCAGUGCAUGCAAACAGGAAGUUGUUUCCUCCUCAUUUUGUUUUUCAUUUUCAUUAGUUUACACUAUCAGUCCCUCCAUGUUUAUUCUGUUAGCUGUUAUUUACAAUGUGACCAGUUUACACAGCAGUAAUCCUUAUGACUGUGCAGUAUUAUUUAACUUUAAUUUGAUGUAAGCUUGAAUAAAAGUACUAUUGCGGCUUUAUUAUAAUGACUGUUUGUGUAUUUUAUGUUCUCCAACUGAAGUACCUUCCUAUUUUCAGUCCAGGCUGCUGUUAACUGAUCUGGAAACUAACUCAGACAGAUGUUAUAAUUAAACUCAUACACAUUCACACCUGUGCUCGAGCAUGCC
Messenger RNA from Chelmon rostratus (copperband butterflyfish), 4287 nucleotides. RefSeq names its product ATPase family AAA domain-containing protein 2-like. NCBI's taxonomy places the organism in Eukaryota, Metazoa, Chordata, Actinopteri, Chaetodontiformes, Chaetodontidae. The record is from RefSeq and is a predicted model, not a curated record. Gene Ontology annotation, cellular component: nucleus. Gene Ontology annotation, biological process: positive regulation of transcription by RNA polymerase II. Gene Ontology annotation, molecular function: ATP hydrolysis activity; histone binding; ATP binding. Bases 140 to 3907 code for a protein of 1255 amino acids. The transcript has 28 exons.